This is a messenger RNA of Sesamum indicum (sesame), 1763 nucleotides long. RefSeq names its product putative pectate lyase 4. Gene Ontology annotation, molecular function: pectate lyase activity. The record is from RefSeq and is a predicted model, not a curated record. NCBI's taxonomy places the organism in Eukaryota, Viridiplantae, Streptophyta, Magnoliopsida, Lamiales, Pedaliaceae.
GCAAUUGCUGAUCAAAGUAGAUUUAAAGCGUCGAUCCGGUUCAUGUUUUUCACCUUUGCUCCACUAUAAAAGUUGGAAACUUUGGAAAUUGAUCAAGAAGAUCGGUUGAUUUCAGUUUCAUAUCCAUCUGAGAAGUGUUCUGACGAUCUCUCAAAUGGGAAAUCACCACGGGCGUCACUCGAACCCCGGACACCGCAGGAGCCACCGUCGUCCUUCCUAUAAAUACGGGGAAAAUGCUGAAAAUUCGGGACCAAGUAUCACAACCCCUAUUGAGAAUUCCUACCCGGGAUUACGUCUACCGUACGGCCAUGUCGAUUCCAGCUUGCGGGCACUAGUUGGACAAGCUGAGGGCUUCGGGCGUUUUGCCGUCGGCGGCCAGCACGGCGACGUUUACCGUGUCACCACCCUAGCAGAUGAUGGGCCAGGUUCACUACGCGAUGGAUGCCGUAGAAAAGAACCUCUGUGGAUCAUAUUUGAAGUUUCAGGCACCAUUGAGCUCUCAUCUUAUUUGCUUGUAUCCUCUUAUAAGACCAUUGAUGGGCGUGGUCAAAGAAUUAAAUUCACUGGGAAAGGUCUGCGCUUGAAGGAGUGUGAACAUGUGAUUGUCUGCAAUCUAGUAUUUGAGGGGGGUAGGGGACAUGAUAUUGAUGGAAUUCAGAUAAAACCAAAUUCACAACAUAUUUGGAUAGAUCGUUGCAGCCUCAGUGAUUAUGAUGACGGACUGAUAGAUAUAACCAGAGGGAGCACAGAUAUUACCAUUUCUCGGUGUUACUUUGCAAAUCACGACAAAACCAUGCUCAUUGGAGCUGAUCCUUCCCACACAUUUGACAGAUGCAUAAGAGUUACCAUCCACCAUUGUUUCUUUGAUGGGACUCGACAACGGCAUCCACGUGUUAGAUUCGGGAAAGUACAUUUGUACAAUAAUUACACUAGAGAUUGGGGAAUCUAUGCUGUUUGUGCUAGUGUGGAGUCACAGAUAUACUCGCAAUGUAACUUUUAUGAAGCUGGCCAAAAGAAGGUGGCCUUUAAAUAUUACAUAGAAAAGGCAGCUGACAAGGACGAGGACUGUACUGGCUGCAUUAGAUCUGAAGGCGAUGUUUUUCUUGAUGGAACUCAACCAGGCUUGACGCCCCUUCCGAGUGAGACUUCUGUAUUUCAUCCUAGUGAAUACUACGAGACAUGGACAGUUGAAGCACCGUCUGAAGAUCUGAAACAUUUUCUUCAACACUGCACGGGAUGGCAGGCUAUCCCACUACCUCCCCUGCAGUAACUUAGUUUUAUUUAUGGACAACUACAUAAAUACCCCUGAGGUUUGGACGUAAUAUAAAAAAGCCCCAUCAGUUUUGAAAAUGACACUGCACCGUGAUUCAUCUCUGGUCACCUAGUUCCAUAGGUAAUCUGUAGUAUAAAACAUAAUUACAGACGAUGUAGUGAAACUUUCAAAACUGAAGUUUUCUUUAGUACACACGAAUCUCAGGGGAUAUCAAUGUUAAGUAUAUAGCACUCACGAAUAUGCCAUUAUCGGCGACUCGCCUGCUCAAUGCUAGACUAUAUAUGGGAUGUGGAAACGUCAUGUUGUAUUUACGUUUUGUUUCAUUUCUGUUUCUAUUCAAUCACGAGUGACGUGUAGUUAGUUCAAUGCACAUUGUUAAUGUGAAUAAUAGCUUGACUUACUAAUUCAAGCAAUAUGCUACGGACUAUCCUUAAACAAUUUGUAUUCAGAGUUAUUAACUGUUGAAGUAAACGGAUGGUUGGUGGGAGUA